AUGCCUAUGUCGGCGACGGCGGAUACAAGCAAGACGGUGAAGCUGGAGAGGUACAACAGCUACCUCCGCAAGAUUCACAGUACCAAAGUUCUCAACGCGUCUUCUAAAGUUCUUUUCCGAGCUACGCUUCUUGUAGCUCUUGUCCUCGUCCUCCUCUUCGCCAUCAACUACCCUCCACUCUCCGACAGCCGAGCCGCCGCAGCUCAUCACCUCCACCGCCGUAGCUUCUUAUCCACCGGACUCUUCUCCUCCUCUUCCUCUUCCUCUUCCUCCUCUUCCUCUAUCGGUGGAGCCGCGUGGGAAAAGCGCGUUAGACAAUCCUCAACAGCCAAAAGACCACGCGGUCUCUCUGUCCUAGUCACUGGAGCUGCCGGCUUCGUCGGAUCCCACUGCUCACUAUAUCUACGGAAACGUGGCGAUGGAGUCUUGGGGUUCGACAAUUUCAACGAUUACUACGACCCAGCACUCAAAAGAGCAAGACAAGCGCUCUUGGAGAAGCAACAAGUGUUCAUAGUCGAAGGUGAUCUCAACGAUGGACCACUCUUACGUAAACUCUUCGAUGUCGUCCCAUUCACUCACGUCCUCCACUUAGCCGCUCAAGCCGGAGUACGCUACGCCAUGAAGAACCCUCAAUCCUAUAUCGCAUCCAACAUAGCUGGAUUCGUAAACCUCCUGGAAGUGGCUAAAGCAGCUAAUCCUCAGCCAGCGAUCGUUUGGGCUUCGUCUAGCUCUGUUUACGGUCUCAACACUGAGAACCCAUUCUCCGAAGAACACAGAACAGACCAACCAGCGAGUCUUUACGCCGCAACCAAGAAAGCCGGAGAAGAGAUCGCACAUACAUACAACCACAUCUACGGUCUCUCCUUAACCGGACUAAGGUUCUUCACAGUCUACGGUCCAUGGGGAAGACCAGACAUGGCUUACUUCUUCUUCACCAAAGACAUCCUCCACGGCAAAUCAAUAGACAUUUACAGAACACAGGACAAUCAAGAAGUGGCGCGUGACUUCACAUACAUAGACGACAUCGUCAAAGGAUGUGUCGGUGCGUUAGACACGGCGGAGAAAAGCACAGGAAGCGGAGGAAAGAAGAGAGGACAAGCUCAGCUACGUGGCUUUUAG
Camelina sativa (false flax) is the source of this 1119-nucleotide messenger RNA. The record is from RefSeq and is a predicted model, not a curated record. Lineage: Eukaryota; Viridiplantae; Streptophyta; Magnoliopsida; Brassicales; Brassicaceae.